AUGUUUUUCCCAAUUACUGUGCUGGCAUUGGCCGGCUCCGCCCUUGCGGCUCCCUCCAACUCUUCCAAUUCCUCUUCCUCUCUCCUCACCAACAUCAACCAGAUCCAGCAGUACUGGGGACAAAUCAGCCCCUACCACGACAACGCCGACAACCAUUUCGGCGUCUCGGACGUCGGUCUGCCCAAUGGCUGCCAGAUCGAGCAAGUCCACAGCCUCCAGCGACAUGCUCAGCGCUUCCCCACCGGUGCAUUCGACGACGGCGCAAACGAUGCCAACUUCGCCGCAAAGGUCUACAACUUUACCCAGGCGAACCCCAACGCGCAGUUCACCGGUCCCCUCAGCUUCUUGAACUCCUACCAGUACCAGAUGACCUCGAACUACCUGACUGGCAUCGGCGCCUCCACCGAAUUUAUGUCUGGCGUCACCUUCUGGAACCGAUACGGCCGCACGCUGUACAAUGCCACGGUGGGCCAGGUGACAUACAACGCCAGCUACACUAAUGGCACCGCCCGGCCCAAGCCGGUCCUCCGAACGACCAGCCAGCCGCGUAUCUGGGAUUCGCAAAUCUCCUGGGCUCUGGGCUUCUUCGGUCCGUCCUUUUACGAGGUCCCCGAUCCCACAUUGUCCGCAUUUGGCAAUGGAUCUUUGUUUGACGUCGUCAUUAUCCCCGAGGGCGGGACGGAGAACAACACCUUGGCUUCGUACGAUUCGUGCUUUGCGGAUGACUUCACCGACAUUGGAUCGAUCGGAGACCUCGACCUGUUCUUCCAGUACGUGCCCAAGUAUAUGCAAGCGGCCGUCACCCGGAUGAACAAAUACGCACCUUCCGGCUUCACAUUCAACCACAACGACACCUACGCUAUGCAAUCCAUCUGCGCGUACGAAAACGCCUACAUCGGCUCCAGCGAGUUCUGCAGCCUUUUUACCGAAGAGGAGUGGCAAGGCUUCGAGAACACUCUCGACAUCGAGUACUUUUACGACUACUCCUACGGUCAGCCUACCGGCCGAGCACAAGGCUUGGGCUAUCUGCAGGAAUUGCUGGCGCGUCUGACGGACCAGUACAUCACGUCGAGCAACAGCUCGGUCAACUACACCGACACGGACAACUCCAAGGACUUCCCUCUCGGCCGGCCAUUCUAUGCCGACUUUUCGCAUGACGAUAUCCUGGUAUCGGUGAUGACCGCCAUGAGCCUCGAUUACUUCCGCGACCCGCCGAGUCUUACCGAGUACCCCCCGAACCCAGACCGCCACUUCAUCCUGUCGAACAUGACGCCUUUCGGAGCGCGUUUGAUUACGGAAGUCAUUGGCUGCGGCAGCGCCGACCCAACCGAGCAGAAGAGCUUCAGAACUCAAUACUACCCAACAGAAUACGGCUACAACCCAUCCAACGCCACCAACAAAUUCAUCCGCAUGCGUCUGAACAACGGCAUCCUGCCCCUCGACACCAUCCGCGGCGGCAAAUGCAGCGGUCGCAGCGAUGGCCUCUGCGGCAUGGAGGACUUCCUCGCCUCGCAGUACCAGGCGGAGGAAUUGGCGAACUACCAGUUCAGCUGCUUCGCCAACUACACGCUGAAGAAUCCCACCAACGGCACCGAUUACGACGGCGCGGUGAGCAAGAACUCGUCGACGAUCAAUCUGUUCCCCGGCGAGCUCACCGCGAGCUACAUUGAUAGCCAGGGUUUGUAA
Molecule: messenger RNA, 1686 nt
Organism: Neohortaea acidophila
Lineage: Eukaryota; Fungi; Ascomycota; Dothideomycetes; Mycosphaerellales; Teratosphaeriaceae
Product: histidine phosphatase superfamily
Exons: 4
Coding region: 1-1686 (561 amino acids)
Molecular function (GO): acid phosphatase activity
Source: RefSeq, a predicted model, not a curated record